AAGACGCAUUUCCGUUUCCGGUGUAAACAAGCGGGUUUAACGGGGAAAUCAAAAACUGUUGUUGUAUUGGCGAUUGUUUCUUACCGGUUCAAAUGUUUUCGAACAUAAUGCCUGAAGUGCGAAGUGAAGACAGCGUGGUUCGCUACUACUGCACUGCUGGCAAUGGCAUGGAGCCGAUUUUAGUCGACGAGGUGAAGAGAAAGCUGUCUGCUCAAGACGUUUAUCAAAUUCCUGGAAAGGUGUUGUUCAGCUCCUCUGCAACAAUCCACAGAGUCUGUGACCUAAAAGCUGCAGAGAGACUUUUCCUUCUGUUGAAGCAAGACUCUCCUGUGAGGAUCUCCACACACACCAGUCCAGCUAAAACUGCGUCUGUGCUGCAGUCCAGACUGUUGGGUGACAGGUGUCAGUGGAUCAGUGCUGUAAGGACAUGGAGUCGCCUGCAGGGGGAGCUGGCAGCAAGCAGAAACGCAGUCACAGCAAGCACUACCCAGAGGAACAGAGAGAAGGGGAGAGGGUGUGAAAAGCAAAGUGGUGAGGGGGAGAAGUGUCUCCAAGAGUCCAGGAAACGCAGACAUGAGUUUACGUCUGAGGAGAGCGAUGAGAAGAGACGGAGAGGUAAAGAAGAGAACGCAAGACUUUCACCGGACCUGGAAAAAGCGGAUGAUGUCAGUGAACCGACAAAGGUGUGUGCUGAUUAUUCAAAAAUCAAACUGGAGCAAAAUGUGGAAAGCUGCAGCAAGAACACGGAUGACUUGGGAAAAGACGCUCCUCUGGGAAGCGUGGAGAAUGUUUCUUUUAGGAUUAACUGUAAAUGCAGUGGAAAGCUGCAUAGAUGCAUCAGUGCACAGGAGGUUAGCAGAGUGAUGGGGAUGGGUCUGAGUCGUCUGCUUGGAUGGAAGGCUGACCUGAAGAACCCUAAGCUGGAGAUAAACGUCUAUCUGAAUGAUGAUUACUGCCUGCUGGGAAUUCCACUGACCAGGCUUCCUCUGGCUAACCGGAGUUACCUUAAAACCGCGGGGCUGAGGUCUACUGUAGCCUGGGCCAUGGCUUCGCUGGCUCACAUAGAGCCAGGUUCCUGUGUAGUCGAUCCAAUGUGUGGAGUGGGAACCAUCUUAAUUGAAGCUGCAAAAGAGCACAUGUCUGCCUGUUUCUUGGGUGUGGAUAUUGAUGAUGGCCAGCUACAGAAGGCGGAUGAGAAUGUGGUAUUUGCAGAGCUUCAAAGCAGAGUACACCUUCUGAAAGCGUCGUCCACGGCAUUGCCUCUGCCCAGUGCCAGUGUUGACGCCGUUGUUUGUGAUUUGCCAUUCGGCAGGAAGUUUAGCACCAGAACAAAUAUGGCUGAGAACCUUCCGGUCAUCCUCAGUGAGAUGGAGAGAGUACUCCGUGUUGGUGGGACCCUGGUGGUGCUCCUGAGUCCUCAGCUGUCUUGCCUCCUGAAGAAACUUCUAUCGCAAACAAACUGUGGUCCAAAAUUCAACGAGGAAGCAGAGCCACAAACCGGGAUAAAAAGCUGCCUCGUUUCAUCCUCAGAGCAGCACAAUUUGCAAAUCACAUCCUCAUCCUCCCAGGAAGCUUCAACUUUUUCAUCUCUGAGACACCAAGCAACCCUCAGAGUUAGCUUAGGGGUGAUAGACGGACUCAUCCACAAAUAUAUCAAAACACUUGCUUAGUAUUGAUGGAAAUUACAUUUGGAAUAUUUCAAUGUCCUGUGUCAUAUCAUGGCAAAAUGUGCUCUUGUUGAAAUGCUGCGUUUGUGUAUUGUGGAUGUAUAAAUAAAAGUUACUACUUGUCUAAA
This is a messenger RNA of Xiphophorus hellerii (green swordtail), 1795 nucleotides long. RefSeq names its product THUMP domain containing 2 (gene thumpd2). The coding region runs from base 93 to 1670 and encodes 525 amino acids. The record is from RefSeq and is a predicted model, not a curated record. Gene Ontology annotation, molecular function: RNA binding; tRNA (guanine) methyltransferase activity. The transcript is spliced from 11 exons. NCBI's taxonomy places the organism in Eukaryota, Metazoa, Chordata, Actinopteri, Cyprinodontiformes, Poeciliidae. Gene Ontology annotation, biological process: tRNA methylation.